AAACCGCAAUAUAAAACAAUUUUGUUUAGAGUGCGGAUAUUUAAAAUCGCAAUGACGAAUCAAACGAACGAGAUCAAAAACGAAGAUCCAUUGGCAUUAAAAAUGGCGCUAAGAUUCUCUUUCACUGUGGUCUUUCUCAUAGGACUGUGUGGAAAUUUACUAGUAUGUAUCGUGAUGAUACAGCAAAGGCGAAUGAGAACAGUGAUGAACUGUUUUACACUUAAUCUGGCAAUCUCUGAUCUCGUGAUCAUAGUUAUAUACGUACCAUCGCAAUACGCUGCGUACGAGAACAACCAAAAUUGGCCGUUCGGUAAUAUUGGCUGUCAAAUUACAUACAGUAUCAUACCUGUAUGUUUAACGUCUUCAACAGCAACUUUAAUUGCCAUCAGUUGGGAACGAUUUCGGGGUAUUGUUUUUCCAUUUCAACCUCGCUUGAAGUUGACCACAGUGCGAAAAGUUAUCCUCAUAACUUGGCUUAUAGGUAUAGCAACAGCACUACCACUAAUGAUCAUUGCUGGUACCCUUGAAAAAGGUAAUAAAGUCUUCUGUGACGAGAAAUGGACGAAUUCUUAUUCAUCCGAAUCUUAUUGGAUAACAAUGUUUUUGUUGCAAUAUAUGUUACCAUUGCUCAUCAUGUCCAUGCUUUAUGGAGCAGCUGCGAGAAAAUUACAAAGGCGAUCGAUAUAUUUACAAAGGGACUCAAGAGCUAUUGCGGGUAGUGUCAACUAUACAGCUGAAAUCACAAGACAACGUCAAAGUCAAAAGAUAACAAAAAUGCUUGUCGCUUUAAUUUUGAUUUAUUUAUUCUGCAUGUUGCCACAACAUAUUGUGUACUUUUGGACGAAAUACGGAGACCUGGAAAACAGAAAAUAUUAUCUUUAUUUUUUCCGUAUAUCCAAUCUCUUUACCAUGGCAAACAGUGCAUUAAAUUCACUAGUUUACGGAACGCUGCAAACUGAUUUUCGUAAAGCCUAUAAAGUAUUCUUCAUUAAAUACAUCUGUGGGCAAAAUGAUAAAAUCUUGGGCUCAAAUAAAAACAUCAGUAUCCCACUUCCAAUUACAACUGAAAUGAAAAAUCUAAAAAAAGACGAGCGGUCAGCACUUUUCGACUCAAAAAGAGUUAAAAUUGGGAAGAAGUCCUCUUCGUCGGAACAGAUAAAGGGGAAGAACGAUGACUUGGCUGAAAAUAACAGAACAAGAGAAGUGCGUUGUGUGUCAUCACAUUCACAAACCCAUCUUAGAUCACGAUUAAGUGAAAGCGAUGCACAAAAUUUCGACAAUUCUGUUUGCCACAAACCACAUGAAAACAACAUCAACCAAAGCCAUUAUCGCGAAGCACUUGAAGACAAAUUUUGUGGGACUAAUGAAGAUGCGAACAGUACAAUCAACGACGCUAAAAUUCAAUUACUUGAUCUAACUUUAUUGAAUAACGCAAAAGAAACUAUUCUAUAA
Xenia sp. Carnegie-2017 is the source of this 1452-nucleotide messenger RNA. Its product is annotated as QRFP-like peptide receptor. The transcript has a single exon. The coding region runs from base 52 to 1452 and encodes 466 amino acids. Gene Ontology annotation, cellular component: membrane. NCBI's taxonomy places the organism in Eukaryota, Metazoa, Cnidaria, Anthozoa, Malacalcyonacea, Xeniidae. Gene Ontology annotation, biological process: G protein-coupled receptor signaling pathway. Gene Ontology annotation, molecular function: G protein-coupled receptor activity. The record is from RefSeq and is a predicted model, not a curated record.